This is a messenger RNA of Macrobrachium nipponense, 1514 nucleotides long. RefSeq names its product allantoinase-like. Gene Ontology annotation, biological process: allantoin catabolic process; purine nucleobase catabolic process. Gene Ontology annotation, molecular function: allantoinase activity; cobalt ion binding; zinc ion binding. The coding region runs from base 65 to 1279 and encodes 404 amino acids. NCBI's taxonomy places the organism in Eukaryota, Metazoa, Arthropoda, Malacostraca, Decapoda, Palaemonidae. Gene Ontology annotation, cellular component: cytoplasm. The transcript has 10 exons. The record is from RefSeq and is a predicted model, not a curated record.
CCUUGAUUACAUUUGCUACAGAUCCUUCUUGUUACAGGUCGUCGACUGUGGCGAUCUGGUCCUGAUGCCCGGAAUCGUUGAUUCCCACGUCCACGUCAACGAGCCAGGUCGCACGGCCUGGGAAGGGUACGAUUCGGCCACGAAAGCGGCCGCAGCUGGUGGCAUCACUACCAUUGUCGACAUGCCUUUGAACUCCAUUCCUCCCACAACGACCAUGAAGGCCUGGGAAGAGAAGAUGAACGCAGCCAAGGACCAGUGCUGGAUCGACGUUGGAUUCUGGGGCGGAGUCAUUCCAGGAAACGCUGACGACCUGAAGGAGAUGGUUUCCGGGGGCAUCUGCGGCUUCAAGUGCUUCCUCAUCCACAGUGGAGUGGAUGAGUUUCCGUGCGUCAACCGCCAGCAAGUGGAGGAGGCUCUCAACCAGCUUGCAGGGACGCAGUCUGUGCUUCUGUUCCACGCCGAGUGUGACAUUGGCGACACCAUCACUGAAGAAGACCCAAAUGAGAAAUAUAGCACCUUCCUCAAAAGCCGUCCGCAACAGAUGGAGCAAGUUGCGAUUGAGCAAGUUAUCGAGCUUUGUGAGAAGACGAAAGUAAGAUGCCACAUCGUCCACUUGUCUGCGAGCAAAGCCCUGCCCAUGAUAAGAGCGGCCCAAGCAAGAGGAGUGAAACUCAGCGUGGAAACGUGCCAUCAUUACUUGGCCCUCAAGGCUGAGGACAUACCAGACAGAGCUACCCAGUACAAGUGCUGUCCGCCCAUUCGGGAGUCAGAGAACCAGGAGAAGCUGUGGGAAGCUGUGAGGGACGGCACCAUCCAGCAGGUGGUGAGUGACCAUUCGCCCUGCACUCCAGACCUCAAGUUGCCUGGAAAGAUGGACUUCAUGGCUGCCUGGGGCGGGAUCGCUUCUGUCCAGUUUGGACUCUCCUUAUUCUGGAGCGAGGGCAGCAAAAGAGGCUUCAGCCUGCAGGACGUGGUGAAACUCAUGUGUGUUGGUCCGGCCACCGAGGCGUCGCUCCAGAGGAAGGCCGCCCUGGAAGUUGGACACGACGCCGACUUCGUCGUCUGGAAUCCUGACGAGUCCUUCACGAUUGACGAGUCGAUGAUUUAUCACAAAAAUAAGGUGACGCCAUACUUAGGCAAGACACUGAAAGGCAGAGUCCACAAGACCAUUCUCGGAGGCAAAGUGAUAUUUGACGAAGGAAAAUUCACUUCCUCCAGACCUCAGGGCAAGUUUGUCUUUGCGUCCACUCCAGACUCUGCUGUAUCGGCCAGGCUUUAGGUCAGACACGGCAGCUAGUGAACUCUGAACGCAGUUGCAUCUCAAAGGUAAACGCUCAUUUAAAGCUUAUUUAAAAAAAAAAAAAAAAGAUUCUCACUCGUGAAUGUUUUCUGAAAUACGGACGACGUGUUUCAGAUCAAUUAGUUGUGUAUCUCUGGUACAGUUUCUUGACUGUAUCCACAGAACCAAAACUGUAACCUUAUAACAUUUAUGAACAUAAAGUUUUCUAAUGAGA